UCCAGCGGGUGUCAGCGGGGAGUCAUGAAGAGGAGUGGCACACCAGUGUGGGACAGAAGGAGCUACAGGCCCCCUCCCACAUUAAAGAGGAGCAGCUUCAUGAUGAAGAUGAAGCUCAGUCCUUACAGCUUCAUCACAGUCAAAGUGAGGAGAACAGAGGGGCGGAGCUUGUAAGUCAACACAUCACAGAAGCUGAUGGAGAGCAUUGUGAAGAUAUCAAGUCAGAACCAGACAGCAUCUUUGCUCCACUGUCAGACAUGGACCACAUGAUGUCACACUCUUCUGAUCACAGUGACCACAUCCAAAAACCUUUGGAGAGUAAAAAUGACUCUAAAGGUGAUACGAGACAUCACACUAACAACAAACACUUUGACUGCUCUGAAUGUGGGAAAUCAUUUAGAUGGAAGAGUCAUUUUACAGUACACAUGAGAACACAUACUGGAGAGAAACCUUUUACUUGCUCUGUUUGUAAGAAGAGUUUCUUCAGAAAGGAAUGCAUGACCACACACAUGAGAACACACACUGGAGAGAAACCUUUUACUUGCUCUGUUUGUAAGAAAAGUUUCUACACAAAGCGUCACAUGACCACACACAUGAGAACACACACUGGAGAGAAACCUUUUACUUGCUCGGUUUGUAAGAAGAGUUUCUCCACAAAGCAAAUCAUGACCACACACAUGAGAACACACACUGGAGAGAAACCUUUUACUUGCUCUGUUUGUAAGAAGAUUUUCUCCAGAAAGCUACACAUGACCAGACACAUGAGAACACACACUGGGGAGAAACAUUUUACUUGCUCCGUUUGUAAGAAGAGUUUCUCCAGAAAGGAACACAUGACCACACAUAUGAGAACACACACUCGAGAGAAACCUUUUACUUGCUCUGUUUGUAAGAAGAGUUUCUCCACAAAGCGUGACAUGACCACACACAUGAGAACACACACUGGAGAGAAACCUUUUGCUUGCUCAGCUUGUGCUAAAAGAUUCAACACAAAGAAUGAAAAGACCACACACAUGAGAACACAUACUGGAGAGAAACCUUUUACUUGCUCCGUUUGUAAGAAGAGUUUCUCCACAAAGCUUAACAUGACCACACACAUGAGAACACACACUGGUGAGAAACCUUUUGCUUGCCCUGUUUGUAAGAAGAGUUUCUCCAGAAAGGAACGCAUGACCACACACAUGAGAACACACACUGGAAAGAAACCGUUUAGUUGCACUGUGUGUGAUAAAACAUUCAGUUUUAAGUAUCAGGUCAGUAAACACAAGUGUAUAACAGUCAUGGAAGCUGCAAGGAUUUAAAAACACUUAAACAGUGAUUGUGCUAAAUGUAGUUUAAAAACACAGCAUGUUUAAUAAGAAUGUAUAUUUGAUGUUGUAUGUAGUGCUUCUCAUCUUCUAGUCUUAUAUUUUGUCCUCUAGUUACUUUUUAAGUUGUGUGCAUGUAUUGAAUAUUGUAUAUGUUGCUACGUUUUUUUUCUCUCAUAUUUGAAGAGAGGACAUCUUAUUAUUUUCAUUUGGGGUUUUUUCACACAUUUUUCCAUUGCAUUUUAUUGAUGUUAUUAUCCAACUAAAAGUAUGAAUGAAUAAAAUGGUUAACAAAAUGUGGACUCUGGUAGAUUAGCAGCAUUGUUACAUCAUGGAUGUUAACUACUGCA
Nerophis lumbriciformis (worm pipefish) is the source of this 1657-nucleotide messenger RNA. RefSeq lists its product as uncharacterized. Gene Ontology annotation, biological process: regulation of gene expression. Lineage: Eukaryota; Metazoa; Chordata; Actinopteri; Syngnathiformes; Syngnathidae. The record is from RefSeq and is a predicted model, not a curated record. Gene Ontology annotation, cellular component: nucleus.